CUACAAGAACACCAACAACAACAGUAACACCAACAACAGCAAGCGCAACCGGCAGGAUGGACGGCUGGCAGCUUUACCGCAGCAAACACACAGACGGAAGCGAAUCGGCGCUAUAGCUCCUCUGCAGAGCUGCAACAAGAAAAGCUGCAAGCUGUAUCACCGCAAGGAGUCCCCUUGAAAGAAUCUCAAGAAGAGACGCGAGAGCUUGUGCCUCGUGCGUUUCGGCGUGACGCCUACCGAUAUCUGCAGGAAGGCAUGCUGCUGCAGCAGCUGCAGCAGCUGCCACACUUUAGUUGGCGCACUUUGCUGCGAGUGGUGCUGCUGCUGCUGCAGCACCCUGAGCAGCUCCGUGAGGCCGAUUUGUUGCUGCUGCCGGCUGCAGCUAAGCGUCUGCAGUUGCAGCAUUUUAGGAUAGUGGAUAUCGCUGCAGCAGUGGCUGCAAGCAUGCCAAGCGCGCGCUUUGCUCCUCUGCAGGAGCAGCAGCUUCAGCAGCUCCUGCAAUCCUUGCAGCUAGUGGAACCUGCGGCCAGGAGCAGCAGCAAGAUGAGCAGCAGCAGCAGCAACAGCAGCGGAACGCCGCUGCUGUCGGAUUUUGUGGCUGCGUUUGAUGACUGGCCAGUGCAGGCGCACUCUUUUCAUCAGCAUGCGCUGCAGCGGUUCUUUUUGGCAGCAGCAAAAAGCAGCAGCAGCAACACCAGUGAUGAUGUGUUGCUGCUGCUAGAUGCCGUGGGUGCGACAGCAGCAAAGGGAGCCUUGAAACGCGUUGAAGUCCAGCAGGAGGCGGCUUUGCUGCUGCUGCUGCUGCUGCAGCGUCUUGUCGCUGCUCGCGCUGCAGAGCAGUGGCCUCUUCUGCCUCCAAAACAAGGCAGCAGCAAAAGCAGCAGCGUGUUAGGCGCUUACAUUGCCCUGAGCAAACUGCCUCGAGUGUGGUCUGUGUGCAGUUCCGUCAUCAAUGCUCCCGCUGACAACGCGGAGUUGCAACUGAAGCCGCUUCUGGAGAUGUUGCUGCAUCAGCAGCGCGAGCAGCAGAUGCAGCAGCCGCUCGAGAAUGACUGCCUGCUGCAGACGCAGCUAGAGGAUCUAGCCGCAGAUUUGGCUUCGCAUGCGGAACACAUUCAGGCACCCGAGCAUUUGUCUGCCCUUCUCGUCGCAGGUGCAGCAGUGCUGCAGCGGCACUCCGAUGUACAGACACCAGGAGCUUGCGGAGUGACUACUGCUGCCACAGAGAAGUUGCUGACACGUCUAAUGCCGCAGCUCGGGCAGGCGUGUGCGCACGCUGCGUCUUCCGAAGAUAAACAGCUCCUGCUGGCUGCUGCUGCUUGCUUGCCGAAUACGUGGCUCCCUGCUGCAUGCUCUGCUGCCCUUUCGCCUGCACAGUCCCAUGGGCAGCUGCAAACGCAGCAGCUCUUGCUGAGUCUGCGUUUAGCCUCCGAAGGAACGGCUGCUGCUGCUGCAAGUGCUGCUGCAAAUGCGGCAAAGCGAGGCCUGUACGGCGCGCUGAGUACACCACGACGGCUCGCACGAAGCACAGCAGUCUAUGCAGAGAGGCUGCUGUCCUCGUUGCACCCUGCGCAUGCAGACUUAGGAGCAGCGGAAGGGGGAGCCGCUGUCGAAACGGCAGCACUUCCCGUUGCUGCUUCUCUGCAGCAGCGAGGACGACGCAUUCAGCAGCAGCGCUGCACAGCCAUCGUGUGCAGUCGUCUCAGCGCACUGCAACGCGUGGCGAGAGAACGUAUAUCGGGAGCUACAGCAGGAGGAGGCAGGGCCGAGGCUCCCCCUCUUCCCGCAUCGGCCCUUGUGCUGCUGCAGCGCACUGCAGCAGCAAGCCCUCUAGCCUCAGGGGAGGCAGCAUGGGCAGCAGACAUCGUGUGCCGCUGCGGAACGUUAGUCGAUGUUGCCGCUGCCUUGCGAAUCCACGCAACGCAAGCCGUUGCAGCUGCGGCUGCUGCUGCCUACCCCCUCCCUGCAGGAGAUGCAGAAACUGCUGAAUCAGAUGAGGGCGGGAGUGUCACCUGUCUCUUGGAAUACCAAGAGCAGCGCCAGCAGGGUAGCAGCUACUUAGCGUUUGGAGAUGUUGGCUUCCAAAUGCACGAAGCGUGCGCAGACAAUUCAGCUUUCACAAAACAACCUUACCCCACCACCUAA
Messenger RNA from Cyclospora cayetanensis, 2145 nucleotides. RefSeq lists its product as uncharacterized. The transcript is spliced from 5 exons. Lineage: Eukaryota; Apicomplexa; Conoidasida; Eucoccidiorida; Eimeriidae. The annotation marks the transcript as partial. The record is from RefSeq and is a predicted model, not a curated record.